Molecule: messenger RNA, 2151 nt
Organism: Sorex fumeus (smoky shrew)
Lineage: Eukaryota; Metazoa; Chordata; Mammalia; Eulipotyphla; Soricidae
Gene: WT1
Product: WT1 transcription factor
Exons: 10
Coding region: 1-909 (302 amino acids)
Biological process (GO): regulation of transcription by RNA polymerase II
Cellular component (GO): nucleus
Molecular function (GO): RNA polymerase II cis-regulatory region sequence-specific DNA binding; DNA-binding transcription factor activity, RNA polymerase II-specific
Source: RefSeq, a predicted model, not a curated record
AUGGAGAAGGGAUACAGCACGGUCACCUUCGAUGGGACUCCCAGCUAUGGCCACACGCCCUCGCACCAUGCGGCACAGUUCCCCAACCACUCCUUCAAGCACGAAGACCCCAUGAGUCAGCAGGGCUCUCUGGGUGAACAGCAGUACUCGGUGCCGCCCCCAGUCUACGGCUGCCACACGCCCACCGACAGCUGCACCGGCAGCCAGGCCCUGCUGCUGAGGACGCCCUAUAGCAGUGACAAUUUAUAUCAAAUGACUUCCCAACUUGAAUGCAUGACCUGGAAUCAGAUGAACUUAGGAGCCACGUUAAAAGGAGUUGCUGCUGGGAGCGCCAGCUCAGUGAAAUGGACUGAAGGGCAGAGCAACCACAGCACGGGGUACGAGAAUGAUAACCACACAACACCCAUCCUCUGCGGUGCCCAGUACAGAAUACACACCCAUGGCGUCUUCAGGGGUAUCCAGGAUGUUCGACGUGUACCUGGAGUAACCCCAACUCUUGUGCGGUCAACCUCUGAGACCAGUGAGAAACGCCCCUUUAUGUGUGCUUACCCAGGCUGCAAUAAGAGAUAUUUCAAGCUGUCCCAUUUACAGAUGCAUAGCCGGAAGCACACUGGUGAGAAACCAUACCAGUGUGACUUCAAGGACUGUGAACGAAGGUUUUCUCGUUCAGACCAGCUCAAAAGACACCAAAGGAGACAUACAGGUGUGAAACCAUUCCAGUGUAAAACUUGUCAGCGAAAGUUUUCCCGGUCCGACCACCUGAAGACCCACACCAGGACUCAUACAGGUGAAAAACCCUUCAGCUGCCGGUGGCCCAGUUGUCAGAAAAAGUUUGCUCGGUCCGACGAGUUGGUUCGCCACCACAACAUGCACCAGAGGAACAUGACCAAACUGCAGCUGGCGCUGUGAGGGGCUGCGGGUCAGCCCUGUGGCCAGAGGAUGUGAGAGAGCAGCGUUCACAGGCAACUUCAAAUCCUUCCUCUUUCACCUUCCCGAGAAGCGAACAGCAGUGCCUCUCUUUAUCCAGCUUCAGAGACCACACUGGCCUGUGCUACUGGAUCCCACCCACUCUGUCUGGAGGAAUGGGACUCGGCCCGCUCUUAGCCAAUUCAUAGGCCCUGGAAAAGUGGCUGGUAAUAUCUGGUUAGUUACAAAAUUACAACAACAGCAAUAACAGAUCACCACUUGGUCUGUAUUUCCCACUGUAAGAAGAGCUAUUGUGGAGACUGUUCCCCCACUCACUCCUCCUCCUUUUACCCUCAUUUUCACUAGGAAUGGAGUCAUCGUACCAUUUUCCAUCAUAGAAUAUUUAUAGGCCAGGGCAUGUGUAUGUGUCUCCUAAUGUAAACUUUGUCAUGGUUUCCAUUUACUAACAGCAAGAGCAAGAAAUAAAUCAGAGAGGAAGGCCGUGGGGUGAGCCAGCUGACAUUGCCGAGGUUAGGCUGGCUGCUGACCUGCAGGCAGGAUGCAGGGCUACCAGGCCACUGAAACACUCCUGCCUGCCAGACAGCCAAGAACAACAACUCAGAGCUAACUAGUACCUUUGUACUGAAGUGUAAAUGGGUCUUAGCCAUCCACUUCAUGCCAUGGUUACAUGAGCAAAGCGCUCUUAAGAAAUCGUGUUUGAAGAUCUAAGAAGUUGUGUUUGUAUUUAGGUUGGACUUUUGUUGAGUUGUGAUCCUCUUUAUCUUCAGAGAUGUACAUAGCUCCUCACACAGAGAAAGUGGAGUUCAUUUUUACCAUCUGGGGCGUCCCUGGUGUACAGAACCACUUACUUAUGUGGCUUCAAGUUGUAAAAAUUAAAGUGACUCAAAAAAAAAUAGUAGGGACUGGUUUAGGAUCUCCACUGUUAAGAUUAUUAAAUAACUUAAAAAAAACUUUGGGUCUGCAAAUCUAUGUGGAAAAAAAAAAGAUUAGUGUGAGGAAAUCCAUUGUUUAAAGGUGGUUGGGUGUGUAUGUGCUUUUUUUUUUAAGGGGGAGUUUUUAUUAUUUACUGUUGCUUGAAACUGUUAUGUAAAUAUAUAUCUGGUAAUGAUUUUCUCCUUGACAACUAAAAUUAGGAAAUGUAUAAAAGUUAGAGGCAUCACUCUUUUGGUGUUGAUCUUACAACGUACUGAUGAUAGCACUAAAAUGUAACCUGCAUUUUUCACU